This is a messenger RNA of Bipolaris sorokiniana ND90Pr, 4615 nucleotides long. RefSeq lists its product as uncharacterized. Gene Ontology annotation, molecular function: inositol hexakisphosphate kinase activity. The record is from RefSeq and is a predicted model, not a curated record. Gene Ontology annotation, biological process: inositol phosphate biosynthetic process; phosphatidylinositol phosphate biosynthetic process. NCBI's taxonomy places the organism in Eukaryota, Fungi, Ascomycota, Dothideomycetes, Pleosporales, Pleosporaceae. Bases 296 to 4153 code for a protein of 1285 amino acids. Gene Ontology annotation, cellular component: cytoplasm; nucleus. The transcript has 2 exons.
CACCGACAUUUGGAACGUGGACCGUCGUCUGCUCUCACUCGCCCACGCCCCGGAUCCGCCUGCUGCAAGCCAUCGCCCAACGCCGCCCCUCCACCUGCUACCAGAGCCCGUUGCUGUGCGCUCUCUUGCGCUAGGUCGCCCCAAGACUUGCUGCCCCUGUUGGCUGUCCGCUGCCUCUCCGCCGCGCCCGACGACUGUCCGCAUCCUGGCCAACCCGUCCAGCGCCCGCCCGGCAAUAUCUGCCACACAUCCCGCCACGAGGUGCCCUUCACACUGUCGAAUCAAUGUCGAGCCCAUGUCACCCCAGCCGGACCUCCAAGGAAAUGCCUCACCCCCCGCCUCGGUGAGGUCCACCGCCAGUCAAGACCAUGCCUUGGUCCCGAAGAGCCUCUCCCAGACGGGCCGCUCGCGUACCGCCCCUCUGGCUCACGACUCCUCCCUCUGGAAGUCGUCAAUUGACCGUCCCCAGCUCGAUGAGCGCGACAGCAUCUUCGCUACCACCUACCUGGCCUCGGAAAGCCCCAUCUCCUCUCCCCGCGCCACCGCUCGUCAAGUAGACUGGUCCAACGAUGCUCCCGAGCACAGCCUGUCAGACAUGGCCGCCCCAGCUCCUCCUCAAAGGCGACUAAUAGACCCUCCCAUCAUACGCAGAAAGCACUCAACCAUCCCGCCCAUCAGCUCAAUUGACCACCACGCCCUCCUCAACACCCCCUUCAAUUCCCGCACAACCAUGGCCACCGCCAUGUGCCUCGAGACUCCCCAUCACAGUCCUCCGCCUUACAUGAGUCCCGUCGAGUCCCCCGUCCACCGCCCAGUUACGCCACACCGCCCAGAGCUCCAGUCCACAUUGCAGGGCACUCUGCUUGAGAGCGACGAGAGGCGCAGGAACAGAGAAUGGCGCGAGGGCAAGCCCGUGCCGUUCAAGGGCAACGUCAUUCUCGAUACGCCAGUCAUGGACCAGGAAAUGGAGAAGAAGAUUGAAGCUACUCUUGCCAAAACCGAACAGCCCACCGCCGCUCGCAGUCGCAAAGCAAGUCACUAUCUCCGUGUUUUCAAGGAUGGAGACCCCUCCGAGGAGCCCAAAAAGAAAGAAAAGGCCAAAGAGCGCUUGCCGAAUGAGAGGACCCUGUCGACCCUGUCAGAGGAAGGAUCAGCAAGGCUCAAUGGGACUGAAACAAGCAACCUCACUGAGCAACUACGGCGUGCUUCGCUUGCCUCGUCAGCAGUCCAGUCUCCCGCAGGCGGUCCGAACGAAUCAUAUUUCGAACCAAAGCCAGGUCCACGCACAGACACAGGUAUUGCAACAACACCUCCUUCUCAAACGAAUGCCCAAGGCGACUUCAACAACCAGCAGCUUCCAAGGCGUCUUCUCGAAGAUAUCCGGGGGUUUGGUCACCUCACUCCUAGCAUCGAAAGACGAUCGCCUGUGUCGCGCAGUUUACCGACUGCAGCUAUUGAGAAGGUUCACGCUCACGCACCCACCAACGGAACUCCAUACCACCAUGAGUCUUCGGACUAUUUUCAGCCCAAGGACGGAAGCAGCAGGGAGCGCACGCCGGGUUCGGAGGAGGAGGAAGAAUCGGAAAAGGAGCAAAUAUCCUCGGCGCUCUACUUCCCCCAUCGUCGUGUAAAGCCAAGCGAGCAGGCCGCCAAAGAAGCAAAUAAUCAAGAUGGAGAGGUAAAUACUGUCGAGAAGAGGGCUUCAAUUCACGAGAGUGCAGUGCCCAAAGGGUGGGCCACUGAGAAGGAGGUGCAAACCCCACAAGAGGUAGAAAUUUCUCUACAAUCCACAGAUACAAAUCAAUGCCUACAUGGUGACAUCCCCACGGCAGCUCCUGUAAAGAAAGACAAAGAUCAGCCGUUGACGCCCUCGGCUGUUGAUUCGCUUUCAGGUGAAUCAGAGCCUGAGUCGCUCGCUGAGUCGGCUCAAUCACUUCUUGGCUAUGAAUCCAGUGCGACUGAUGAUCUAGGCACGACGCCCACUGCAGCAACCUACAAAAAAGAACCCAAGGCUGUUUCGGCUGCACCGUCUCAGCCGCCAGCCCCACUGGGUGCUGUCGAAUUGAAACCGUACGAUCAUCAAGUAGGCGGCCACUCGACUGUUUAUCGCUUUUCAAGACGCGCAGUCUGCAAGCAGCUAAACAAUCGAGAAAACGAGUUUUACGAAACAGUCGAGAGGCAGCAUCCGGAACUGCUAGAUUUCUUGCCGAGGUACAUCGGUGUCCUGAACGUGACUUACCGUAAAGCACCCAAGAAAAAGAAACAGCAUAAGGACAAGACCAAACAAGAUGCUGGCAUUAAUACAUCGACGACCCAGUCAGAAAAUGCUUCGAGGCAGGCCUCUACAGCCCCUAUUGAUCCAAACAAGCCGGAAUCAACUCGAGUCGUUAGUCAUUCGCAGCAAAUUAUGCCUACCCCUCAGGUCAUUUUUGAGAACAAUCGUCACAUCAUCCCGGAUAAUUUGUUUCGAGUACCGCCACGCUCUACAACGCCUGAUCCGUGGAUGAAAAGCUCUUCAUAUUCUUCUUCACAGCAGCAUCGGCGAUAUCAGAGCGACUACGGGUACCCUCCGAGAAGCUCCUCACGACCACCAUUGCAGCAUACCACCAGCUGGGGCGUCACAACAAUCAACCGAAAGCUGCAAGAGGAAGUUCUGCGACAGGUUUUUGCUCCACCAACCAUACAUCAUCGGCAACGCCACCAUCGUCACCAUGUCAUGGCUUCACGCGCCGUCGGAGAUUCCCCGCAGUCCACGGUAGGCUCUGCACCUACGAUAAGGAGAAACAGCACAGAUGUGGCCAUGUUGCAUUCGCAGCCUCCAGAAGAAUGUACCAGGAAACAGGUCUUGAAGGCAGAAGCGCGACGUCAUGCUUCGGGCGGAAGCGCUGAUUUCCCCAGCCACAGCUCAAUGCUAGGCUCUGGAAUCAAUGAUGAAGCAUCAAUACAGCCACCUGGCAUCCUCCCUCGACGCCGCCACUCUGGUAGCGGCUUGACCAGGAGACCCCUUGGAAUUGAUACUGAACAGCGUCAUGGUCUUGAGUACUAUGAAGAGGACGGUUACGGUGGCGAUGCAGAAGAAGAGGUUUUCAAAAUGGACGAAGACUCAAAAACCAGCAAUCAAGAAGACAGAGGCCGGUCGUUACACAACAACAGAGCUCCCAAACCACAACAUUCCGAAGCGCCGCCAGAAGGUACCAUGUUACCAGCAGCCCCCGUUGUGUCAAGUAACAUUGCUGCUCCACCUAGCGAAGAGCCAAGCAAUCCCGAUAGUGCCCUACAGCAAUCUGAUGAGCGUGUGCAGCAUUUCCUCCUCCUUGAAGAUCUCACAGCAGGCAUGUCAAGGCCCUGUGUUUUAGAUCUAAAAAUGGGGACGCGCCAGUAUGGCAUCGAAGCAGACGAGAAGAAGCAACGCUCUCAACGGCGCAAGUGCCAAAUGACGACCAGCCGAGAACUUGGCGUGCGAGUCUGUGGCAUGCAGAUCUGGAAUGUGAAGACGCAGAGCUACAUCUUCGAAGAUAAGUAUUUUGGCCGCGAUCUCAAGGCUGGGAAAGAGUUCCAGGACGCACUGAAGCGUUUCUUCUGGGACGGGACCGGGUACAAGGCGGCAACUAGACACAUCCCCGUCAUCUUGGAGAAGAUUAGCCAGUUGGAACGCAUGAUCAAAAACCUGCCCGGGUAUCGGUUCUACGCAAGCAGUUUGCUGAUGCUCUAUGAUCGUGGGGAUGGCGAUUCAAAAGAAAAAGAUGGUUCAACCCCACAAUCCAAUGGCAACUCUGUAACGAAAAACGAGGAAGCUGCUACUGGAUCUUCCGGGCCAGGGAAUGCGUCUCCUCCGAAAGCGGAAAAGCAUUCAGAGAUCAAGCUCAAGAUUGUCGAUUUUGCCAAUUGCGUGACCGCUGAAGAUCCCUUGCCUGACGACCUUCCCUGCCCUCCAGAAAACCCCAAUGGCAUCGAUAGGGGCUAUCUCCGUGGACUCCGAUCGUUGCGAUUGUACUUUCAGCGCAUCUGGAACGACAUCAACGAAGAGUGGGUUGAGCGAGGUGAAGGCGAAGGCAUGGCGCGCAACCAUCACCACGGACCUGGUCUGGGCGAAGUUGGCGCAGGCUGGAUGGAUGACACGGGAGGCGAGGAUACUGGCUAUGUCAGUUUCUAAACAUGGUCACGAAAGUGACAUGUCGACAAAGGAAAUUAGAGAUGGAAACCCGGAUCUCAUUCUAUUUUACCUACGCUUCAGUUCUCGAUUCUCGAUUCUAUGUGUUUUGAGCAUGGUGUAUGGCGCAACAAGGAAAGACAAAGCUAAUGAAAUUGAACGCUCUGCGACCGGCGUAGCAUUUGCAUGGGCUAGGAAACUUUUUUGUCUGUUGGUUUCGGAUAUGGGAUCUGGUUGUGCGUUUCAAUUUUUAUCCUUCAUCUUGUAAUACUAUGGUUAGAAAAGUAGAGCUUCUCAGUGCUAGCUUACGAAGUCAAUAUCUAGGCUUCGUGUAGUGUUUUACUUGCGACGAAUUUCCUGGCCAAUCAUCUCAUAUCUUCAACGCAUGAUAAGGAAAGCCUGGAUGUGGUUCACUUAUCACGGACUAGAUGACCUGCUAUCUAGAUAUGCAAAAGACAAGCAUCC